Messenger RNA from Vanderwaltozyma polyspora DSM 70294, 1311 nucleotides. RefSeq lists its product as uncharacterized. Lineage: Eukaryota; Fungi; Ascomycota; Saccharomycetes; Saccharomycetales; Saccharomycetaceae. The record is from RefSeq and is a predicted model, not a curated record. The transcript has a single exon. Bases 1 to 1311 code for a protein of 436 amino acids.
AUGGCUAUCAAAACUAUUUAUAUUGCUAGACAUGGUUACAGGUCGAAUUGGUUACCAAAGGGUCCAUACCCUCCACCUCCUACUGGUGUGGAUAGUGAUGUGCCGUUAGCUGAACAUGGUAUUAACCAGGCAAAGGAAUUGGCACAUUACAUUUUAUCUAUUGAUAAUCAGCCCGAGAUGAUCUUUUCAUCACCAUUUUAUCGUUGUAUUCAGACUACCGAUCCAAUUGCAAGUUAUUUGGAACAACCGAUUUAUCUAGAUCGUGGUAUUGGUGAAUGGUAUAAACCUGAUAGACCUGUUAUUCCGGAACCUGCACCUUUCGAAGUUUUGGAUAGCUUAUUCCCUAACAAGAUCAGUCCAGAUUGGAAGGAUACCAUUGUUCCAAGCAAUAAGGGUGAAGAUGAAGAUCAAAUUUUUGUAAGAUGUAAAAAAUUUUGGCCAAUGUUUAUUCAAAAUAUUGAGACUGAAUUUCCAAAUAUUGAAACAAUUCUAAUUGUAACACAUGCUGCCACGAAAAUUGCAUUAGGUAUGAGUUUAUUAAGAUUACAAAGCUGUAGGGAGUCAAUUGACGAAGAUGGUACGAUAAUAAGGAGUGGUAGUUGUUCAUUAGAUAAAUAUGAGUUACUUCAGGCCAAAAAUAAUGAGGAUGAAGAUGAAGAUCCAGAGAGUAUACCGUUCGAUCAAAGAGUCUGGUCUAUGACCAUGAAUGGCAAUACUGAAUUUUUAACUAAUGGUGAAGAAAUGAAUUGGAAUUUCCAAAAUAAAUUCGAAGCCGGUUCAGAUGCUGAUAUUAGAGCAAGAAAACUAGCUGCUGAGCAAGCUGGUAAAAACCUUAGUUCUGGUUUAAUUGAAGCUGAAAAUGAAGAAAAUGAAACUAUUUAUGUUAGUGUUGAUAUUCCAAGUCAUAAUUAUAGAGAAAAAACUGAAAUUAUUAGAUCUGAAAAUUUGCAAUUUUCGGGAUUAGAAACUGAACAACCAUUGUUCAAAAUUGGUGAUAAAAUUUAUCAGGGGGACUGGCGUAAGUUAGUAGGAACUGAACUAGCAUUUCCAAAUGCUUCACUAACCAAGAAAAAUAUCGAUGAAGAAAAUAUAAGUUUAUCACCAAUAAAUCAAGUGAAACAUGAUAAAACAAAGAAGAAUUCUAAUAGGGAAGAAGAAGAAGAAGACAACGAUGAAGAACAAGAGACUGAUGAAACUGAUGGUGAAGAAGAAGAUGAUGAUGAAGAAGAAGAAGUAAAACAAGAAGCUCCUAGCGAAAAGAUCUAUAGAAUAACAGAUAGAAUCAUUUUAAAUGAAGUUAAGCCAAUGUAG